UCCUACACUUCAGUACUGUCUCGACAGCGCACCGUAUAGGUUGCGUAUGCGUGGCCGCUAUCUUAAAAUCACACGACAAUUCAUUAGUUUUCCAUACGUGAAAACCAAGUGAAAUAAUUCGUUGGUGGACAAGUUUUAGUGAGAUUUGUUGAGUGUAUGGUUCAGUUUUUGUUGGUUCUGAACUUUCUCCCACAGCCGCGAGGCUCGCGGUGAUGCCUCUCCCUCCCCCUCCCCUAGCCAGGUGUCUCCAGAAAUGAACCGGGAAAACGUUUCUAACAAGAUCGCCGCCGGCAUGGACCGCUGGCACACAACCUUGGAAGAUAUGAUGCAUUUGAGGUCUAGUAAUCAGGUCUACAAAGAUAAUUAUUGGGCCCAGAACGGUUUUGACGAACUCCGGCGUUACGUAAAACAAGGCAGCGAUUUCAGCAAGGAACUGGCGGCCAUAUUGCAAGAGAGGGUGGAGGCAGAAAAUUACUACUCCAAAUGUCUCGCGAAACUGGGUGCCAAGUUAAGCAAGGCCUGCAAGGAGAGCGUCGGCUCGUGCGCCGAAGCGUGGAAACAUGUCGCUUUGGAAAUGGAGAAACGUUCGGAAAUACAUAGGAAUUAUUCAAAUUCUCUAGCCGAAGAACUAGUUAAACCAAUGAAAUACGUCACAGAUGCACAAUUAAAACUUAGGAAAAAGAUCGAAGGAAAUGUGGACAAAACUACCCGAGUCCUAACAGAAUGGAGGGCGACAGAAGCCAAGUCCAAAAAGCAGUCUCACGCUGCUGCAAGGGAGAAUGAGAAGUUACAAGACGCUACCCUGGACAUGAGUCGAAUAUCGCGUAGCUCGAGUGUGGGCCACAUUCCCCAUUCUAUACUUAGCACGGCGAGAGCAGAACGGUUGGCUAACGCGACGAGUGAAAAGGACGCAGCUAAACUGCAGGUAAAGAAGAGGAAGACGGAAGAUGCCGUGAAGAAGACUGAAGUUGAAUAUUACAAUGUGUGCGUGCAGUCUGAAAGAGCUAGGUUAGAAUGGGAGACCAGUGUGGUGAAAGGCGCCGGUAUGCUGGAAUCUGUGGAGGAGGAGAGGCUGGCGCAGCUGAAGACAGCCGCUGACUGCUACCUGAGGCUUACUGCAGCAGUACCACCUCAAUUAGCUGAUACAACAAACACAUUAGUGGGACCUAUCAACAACGCGAACGCGAACGUGGACAUGCGGGUAGUUCGCGGAGUGAGAUCCGUUCCCGCUGGUGCCAGCGAACAGUUGCUUCCAGACUUCUACUGUGAACACACCACGCUGGCUAUGAAUAGAGAGAGACGCAAACAAGCAUUAAUGAAGAUACUGCAGUUGGUGAAGCAGGAUAUUGAGAGAGAGCGCAAGUCCAAACAAGGUCUGGAGAAACUGUCCAUGGCCAUCAAGCAGACGCCUACCUUCGGCAACGACGACUCGCAACAGAAUGUUGCUGACAAGUUGUACCAUGUGCGGUCUAUGCUAACGUACCUAGAGGCAGUGCGGUACAAGAUCACGUCGAGCCUCAACGACUUGGACAGCAGACCCCCGGUGAAACAUCCCCUCGCGACACACAUACAGGUGGUGAGGGACAAGCAGGGGUUGCAGCAGAGCGUGUUGAAGGUACCGCCAUGGCUGCAAACCGACUAUCAAAACGAGGUGAACAAAAACCUGCAACCCAACUACACGGCACUUACCAAGAGUGUCAAUGGUGGAGAGGAGCGGGAAAGACGGGAUUCCAUCAUGAGCAGAGCAUCUAGCAAGCUUCGUAUAGAACACCUAUCGUUUAGAAGGAUCACGGAGAAUAAAAGUGCGCCGGCGACUCCCGUUCUGGCUGACAUCCCCACCCCUCCCGUUAAGGCGCAGUCGGUUGAUGCGCCAGCGCCUCCUGAAAGUCCAUUAGACUGGGGAGAGAGGGGCGCGGGAGAUGGACUGUCGAAUCAACACGAUAGUGAUUUUGAUGAGUUUUCGUCACAAAGUGACAGCUCGACGGACCUAACGGACAUAUUGAAGACUGAUCAGACGGAUGCGCAGGCGCCUACUCCUUGCAUAGGCAAAUGUCGAGCUCUAUACACUUACGAGGCGAGACUCAACGAUGAACUCACCUUAUCACCAGGAGACAUCAUAAACAUUCACGACAAGCAAGGCGACGGUUGGUGGUCGGGGGAUAUCAACGGAUCCUUCGGGAUCUUCCCGUCUUCCUACGUCGAGGAAAUCACCACUUGCAUAUGAAGCUAUUGUUCUUUCGAGUCAUCGAUAUAUUAUAGAAUGCGGAGAAUCUUUGACACGGAUCUUUGGAUUAUAAAAGCUUUCUGUCUCAAGUGUGUACCUCACAUAAGUGAAUGAAAUAUUAUAAUAUAUUUAUAUAAAUGAAAUAAUGUAUACUUCAUUCACUUCAUACAAACUUUUUAAAUAUGUAUAAUCACUUCAUACACUUAUAUCUGUAAUCGUAUCACAGGAAUCGCAAUGGGUAUUGAAAUUGAUGUGGGAUUAUACCUCUCAAAGAGCUUCAGAUGCCAGCUUCUAAAAACAUAGAGCAAGGAACCAUGGAAUAAUUUUUCAUUCACUAAGCAACAUUAAACAGAAAGCAUGAAUAAGUCAUUUUUUUUCAACAAUUUUGAAAGUCAUUUUUUUUCAGUGUUUCCCGGCACCACUACAAAAAAGGAUAGGACCACUCCAUCUCUUUUCCAUGGAUGUCGUAAAAAGCGACUAAGGGAUAGGCUUACAAACUUGGGAUUCUUUUUUAGGCGAUGGGCUAGCAACCUGUCACUAUUUGAAUCUCAAUUCUAUAAUUAAGCCAAAUAUCUGAACGUGGCCAUUCAGUCUUUUUAAGACUGGUGGCUGUCUAUCCCGCAAGGGAUAUAGACGUGACCAUAUCUAUGUAUGUAUGCAUUUUUUUUAAUCCGUUCAAAAUAUACUUUACAAAACGAUCAACGGACGGACUAUCAAUACCCAGCCAAAAACGAUGAAGCGUGUCAUUUUCAUAGAAAUCUGAUUCAACCCAAUUAUUCAUAUUUCUGUGUAUAAAUGACCCUAAUCGUAUGAUUACAUGAAAGACCUGAAUUAACUAAAUUAUUUUUGGUAAAUGUUUAAAAAAGACAACACAAUUUUCUCGAGUUAUGUUGUAAACAUCACAUUAUUCUGUGCCUAUCUUCAAAUACUGGAAUUUAUUUCACUUUCGUAUUCGUAAAGUACUAACAAAUCAUAAAUCUGGUUGUAUUUGUAACAAAAAUAAUGUCAACAAAAUAGCGCACAGGGCAUAGCUAGUAAUUUUAUUGCUUUAAACCCAACCACUAAAUGAAUAUAUAUUCUAAUAAAAUAAUAUCGUAUGCCUGAAAAGAGAAAAUUGUACUAUAUAUAAUGUAGUUAUUACUUAUUAUAAAUAAGAUAUAUAAUUGUUUAGAUGCACAAUAAUUCAUUAUAAUUGUAAAUUAUUACUUAUGCGUAUCAUUAAACCAA
Molecule: messenger RNA, 3451 nt
Organism: Amyelois transitella
Lineage: Eukaryota; Metazoa; Arthropoda; Insecta; Lepidoptera; Pyralidae
Gene: Nost
Product: nostrin
Exons: 14
Coding region: 254-2224 (656 amino acids)
Cellular component (GO): plasma membrane; cytoplasm
Molecular function (GO): protein binding
Source: RefSeq, a predicted model, not a curated record